GUCUAGCGACUGAGCUACGACUUCCCCGCGAUCCGGGAUGCCCCUGUAAACCCAAUGGCACCAAGAAUAGUAAUGCGUACCAAGCGGUGUUGCUAUCCCAGAAGUGACUCUCAAGAGACCCUUAAGGUAGGACCACGGCCUCCGCGAAUUUCAAUGUGUCUUGUCUCACGACCGAGUGGUACGACUACGUCUGAUUCAAGAAGUCAAUCCGCUCUAUCACCAACAUAAUUUGCCACAACCACGCGUAAUGGCACCAUCACUUGGUCGACGCAAGCUCCCCGUAAACGGCGAUGCAUCUACGAAAGCGGGCAUUAUCGCUAUGAUCACCGUGGUCUCUGUCUUUUGCCUCGUCAUAGUCGGACUCCUCGUGUUCAAGCACUACAAACAACGUCAAUAUCACUCGCUACCUCAAAGAAGCAGCCUUCGUUCCUCAACUACCGAACUUGUUAAGUGGAAGUCAAACAACACGUCCGAGCAAAAACUGGAGCAAGAAAACGAACUACAAAGAAUCACAAUGAUCAGAAAGUCCCUGGCCAGCCGGACAUCGAAUCAUACACUACGCCAAGACACAAGAUCGAGUCCAAGAUUGGAUUUUUUAGACUCGGACUCGGAUGACGGCUCGAGACCCUGCAGUCUCAUCAGUGAAUACAAAGAGCUCGAGGCCGGUCAUCAAAGCGACAGGGCUGUGUCUUUAGAGAAUCAUCCCGCGCUCAAACAAACGCAUGCAAGCGAACUUCGGACAGGCUUGCCUGGUCCGCGAGGCGCUUUCCGUGCAUCAUCUGGCCCUUCGUCUCUGGGACAUAGCGUCGUUGUGAUGCCGCCUCCAGCCGUUGCAAAUCCUAGUCCACCGCCCUAUGACCGACAAAACAGGCAUACAUUGCAACAUGUCCCACCUCCUCGCAAGGCACCGGCGGUCGACUCGCGCGGAGUACAGCGUAUCGCGCAGCCAAGGCGGGCGACGUUCGGCGUGGUAGUGCCCGCGAAGCGAUCUGCCACAUUCGACAGUGUGCCAGAAGAAUACAGUAGCGUGGGUACAUCAGAGGAUGGUGUGCCCGGCAGGACUUGGAUAUAAUUGUACUGAUAUAUAGCAUUGGCAUUGCUUUGGCGGGACUGGUUACCAGUAGAGCACGGCGUU
Emericellopsis atlantica is the source of this 1135-nucleotide messenger RNA. RefSeq lists its product as uncharacterized. Bases 248 to 1072 code for a protein of 274 amino acids. The record is from RefSeq and is a predicted model, not a curated record. NCBI's taxonomy places the organism in Eukaryota, Fungi, Ascomycota, Sordariomycetes, Hypocreales, Bionectriaceae. The transcript has a single exon.